Carassius auratus (goldfish) is the source of this 885-nucleotide messenger RNA. RefSeq lists its product as uncharacterized. The record is from RefSeq and is a predicted model, not a curated record. Bases 183 to 764 code for a protein of 193 amino acids. The transcript is spliced from 6 exons. NCBI's taxonomy places the organism in Eukaryota, Metazoa, Chordata, Actinopteri, Cypriniformes, Cyprinidae.
UCAAUGUGUCACACUCACAGCAUCGGCAGCAGGUGCGGGCGCGCGCAUCACUGUGCGCGUCACCGAGCACAUGGAGUGAAAACCUCCUUCAGUCAAACUGCGCUUUGAUUCACCGGCCGAAGAGCACAGCAGCGGCAGUCUGAUCCAGCUCAAACUUCAACUGUGUUGUGGAGCUUGAAAGCAUGGAGAAAGGACGCAGCACCCCGAGACUGUACGGAUCCCUGGAUCCCACAGAGCUCUGCGGAGACACUGUCAAACAAGCUGAAGAGGAUGUGGUGUCCAUGGCUGAUUCCACCAUCACUGUGGAGGACAUCGAGGGAGAGCUGUUCAAAAUCGAGAGGAUAAAGGAUGCGCUGGUCCGAAAAGAGUCCGAGCUCAGAUAUAUGACGGAUGACAUCCAGUUGUGUAAGGAGAUCACAAGGCUCAAAAAAGAACUCCAGAAAUUGGUUUCCAUCCCAGACAAAGACAAGUCAAAUGAGGACAGACAGCGUGAGGAAGAGCUACUUCAGCAGAUCCAGAAGCUGGUGGAGACGCGGGACUUUCUAGUGGACGACAUGGAGUUUGAGAGGCUCAGAGAGCGAGAAGAGGACAAAGAGAUGGCUGACUUCCUUCAGACCAAAUUUCCCAGCAGGUGCAGCAUGAAAAGUCAUACCAAGGACAAGAGAAUGAUGUCCAGAGACCAGCAGACGUCGUCCCCGUACGUGACCAAGACAGGUGUCACCCUGCUGAAAGAGUGCUGCGGCUUCACCUGCUCCAUCAUGUAGAUACGUGAAUGUAAAUCAGGAGAGAGUGAUUAGUAAACAAGCCCCCAGAUCUGUGAUUCAGCACAAUAUUUUCAAGCACUCUUUCACGUUACAUUUCAGAACAGACGGCAGAGCAUGAGCG